This is a messenger RNA of Lathyrus oleraceus (garden pea), 775 nucleotides long. Its product is annotated as ABA-responsive protein ABR18-like. The transcript is spliced from 2 exons. Gene Ontology annotation, cellular component: nucleus; cytoplasm. Lineage: Eukaryota; Viridiplantae; Streptophyta; Magnoliopsida; Fabales; Fabaceae. Bases 38 to 607 code for a protein of 189 amino acids. Gene Ontology annotation, biological process: defense response; abscisic acid-activated signaling pathway. The record is from RefSeq and is a predicted model, not a curated record. Gene Ontology annotation, molecular function: signaling receptor activity; abscisic acid binding; protein phosphatase inhibitor activity.
GCAAAGAACAAAGUGGCUAUAAAUAGAAAGCUAUCCCAUGCUCAUAAGUCACACACAGAACAAUACAUACACACUAUCUUCUUCUCAAACUCCUUUUUACAACUUCAUCAUCACCAUAUUAUCAAUAAUCAUGGGUGUUUUCACAUAUGAGAAUGAUACCACCUCUACCGUCCCUCCUGCCAAGCUCUUCAAAGCUGUCGUGCAUGACGCUGAUCUCAUCGUUCCAAAGGUUGUUGAUUCAAUCAAGACUGUUGAGAUCGUUGAAGGAAAUGGUGGUCCAGGCACUGUCAAGAAGCUCACUUUUGUUGAAGGAGGACAGACCUUGUACGUGUUGCACAAAGUUGAAGCCAUUGAUGAUUCAAAGUUGGAAUAUAAUUACAGUAUAGUUGGAGGAGUCGGUGUAUCGGACAUAGUUGAGAAGAUAUCAUUUGAGGCCAAAUUGUUUGAAGGUCCAAAUGGUGGAUCUGUUGGUAAGAUGAUUGUUAAAUAUCAUACAAAAGGAGAUGCUAAGCCUAUUGAAAAGGAAGUUGAGGAAGGCAAGGCUAAGGGUGAUGCUCUUUUCAAGGCCAUUGAGGGUUACGUUCUGGCCAAUCCUAAUUACAACUGAUGAGACUAUGAUCAUCACUCUCCUUUCUAGCUUUGUUGGUGUCUUCUUAAUACUAUAUGUUAGCUUCCAAUGUAAUAAAAUGUCUUAUGUUCCGAACUUUGAGGUUUGGUAUAUUUGUAUCUCACUUUAUCAAUAACUUAUAUUACAAAUGAAAGUAUAUCUAUAAUA